This is a messenger RNA of Penicillium cinerascens, 1275 nucleotides long. Its product is annotated as CaiB/BaiF CoA transferase family protein. The record is from RefSeq and is a predicted model, not a curated record. Bases 1 to 1275 code for a protein of 424 amino acids. Lineage: Eukaryota; Fungi; Ascomycota; Eurotiomycetes; Eurotiales; Aspergillaceae. The transcript has a single exon. Gene Ontology annotation, molecular function: catalytic activity.
AUGAGAUUGGCGCUCUCAUCCGGCCGCUCGUUGCGGCCAUCGGGAACACAUCGCCUGUUGACAGGCCCAUCAAGUCUACUUUCACGAUUCUACUCUAGCAAACCUUCAGGCCAUCGGACACCGCCUCUCGCUGGCGUGACGGUUGUCAGUCUGGAACAAGCUAUUGCCGCGCCAUUCUGCACCCGGCAACUGGCCGAUCUUGGAGCUCGUGUCAUCAAAGUCGAACGGCCAGGAGUCGGUGACUUUGCGCGCCAGUAUGAUACCCGCGUCAACGGAAUAGCGUCGCAUUUCAUGUGGACCAAUCGAUCCAAAGAGAGUUUGGCAUUGGACCUCAAACAAAGAGAGGACCAUGGAGUCUUGAUGAAACUCCUUGAGCGCGCCGACGUGCUCGUUCAGAACUUGGCCCCGGGCGCCGCUGCACGACUAGGUCUAUCACAUGAAGCCCUGAGAGAACGACAUCCCUCUUUAAUCGUGUGUGACAUUUCCGGAUAUGGCCAAGAUGGUCCAUAUCGCGAUAAGAAAGCAUAUGACCUUCUCAUCCAAAGCGAAGCUGGGAUGCUGUCCGUUACCGGUAUUGGCAAAGAGCCCGUCAAAGUAGGCAUUUCCAUCGCUGAUAUUUCUGCUGGAAUGUACGCAUACACCAACAUCCUGUCGGCGCUAAUGCAGCGUGACAAGGAUGGCCGUGGCUGUCGAAUCGACAUCUCAAUGUUGGAGAGUAUGGUCGAGUGGAUGGGGUUCCCCAUGUACUAUGCUUUCGACGGUGCCCCGGGUCCAGCACCGGCGGGGGCAUCCCACGCCUCCAUCUACCCCUACGGCCCUUUUGUGACAGGUGAUGGUCAGUCGGUCAUGCUCGGAAUCCAGAAUGAAAGGGAAUGGGUCAACUUCUGCAGCGGCGUCCUUUCUCAGUCCGAACUGGCCACAGACUGUCGGUUCUCAAGCAACUCUCUACGAACGCAAAAUCGAGACGAGCUGAAAGCGAUUAUUUGCGGUGUUUUCUCUGAAUUGAGCGCCGAAGAAACGAUUGAACGGCUUGACAAGGCUGUGAUUGCAAAUGCGAAUGUGAAUGACAUGCACGGUGUCUGGAAACAUUCCCAACUCAAGUCUCGCGACCGAUGGUCAGAAGUACAAACCCCAGUAGGGCCCAUUCGGGCUCUUUUGCCGCCUGGAUCGACGAAAAGAGCCGAUCAAGGUGGAUAUGGAGCUCAGAUGGGCGCAGUUCCGAAAGUCGGGGAACACAACCAGGCGAUUUUGGCUGAAUUGGGCUUGUCUAAAUAG